Salvia miltiorrhiza (redroot sage) is the source of this 1251-nucleotide messenger RNA. RefSeq lists its product as uncharacterized. The record is from RefSeq and is a predicted model, not a curated record. The transcript has 3 exons. NCBI's taxonomy places the organism in Eukaryota, Viridiplantae, Streptophyta, Magnoliopsida, Lamiales, Lamiaceae. Bases 138 to 959 code for a protein of 273 amino acids.
AUUGUACUAACUAUAUAAAUUAAUCAAAUUUCGAACAAAUUUUCUUUUCUUUCCCUCCUUUUCCCCCUCUUUAUAUUGUUGGCGGUGAAAAAAAUUAUGAAAAAAAUCCAACAAGAAGAAAUCAUAAUUCAGCAGAGAUGGGUGAUGAAGAAAUCAACUACCUCCAAAAAAUCCAACAAGAAGACAACAUCUGCGACUCCAUGCACCACCUCUCCACCGCCUGCGACCAACACCCCGCCGCCGCCGCAUGCGGCAACUCCGGCAAGAGACAGUCUCCGCUGUCCCGAUCCCUUUUUCAAGAACCGCUUCCCAAAAGGGCCACUUUCAACUCCCCCUCCUCCGCCGCCGGCUACAAGAAACUCUCGCUUCCUCGCUAUUCCGCCGCCGCGCCGCCGCUCCUCCGCGCGAAUUCCGAGCCCAUAUAUUCUCCGUGCACCGCCAAUUCUGCGGCGGCGCCUCCGCAAUCGUCGGAGUUUCCUACUUCUCCGGUUCCAAUCAGGAUCCAGCCGCGCCAAGAAAUGUUGAAUGUAAAUGUUGAUCAAGAAUCAUAUCAACUUCAGGAAAACCUGCGGCGGCCUUCUCUAUGCCGCACAGUGUCCGCUCCGAUUCCCGCCGGCACUCCGCCGCGUCCGCCGGCCAGGAGGAACCCUAGUUCAAGGUCUCCCAACUCCCAUACCAAGAGGUUGAAGAGAAUCAAAAAGCGGCUGAGAGAGAUUAGCGAGUGGUGGAAUCAAGUCGCCAGUGAAGACGACGACGAUGACGAAAAUCUUGAAUCUGAAAAUGUCUUCACUGAUAAGGAAGAGUGUGAAGAACAAGUGGAAAGUCCGUUAGAAGAAGAAGCUGUGCUUGUGGAGAAGACGGGAGAAUGCCUAGCCCUCCAUUUCAAGUGCCCUUGUGGUAAUGGUUACCAGAUUCUGCUUUCUGGAAACAACUGCUACUACAAACUCACGACUUUUUGAACAUCUUCUUCUUCCCACGAAACCUUUGAUCUCGAAGAUUUUCUGGUCUUCGACUGACUGACUGACUGCACGAGCUAAACAUUAGAUAUAUGUGCUCGGUCUCUUCUGUAAUCUAGAGCUCAUACGUACAUAUCUUGUGAUUUUGCUGUACAAACAAUAUUGCUAGAAUACUAUGAUUCAAGAUAUUUUGUUUGCUUAGGCUCAGUUUAUACUUUCUUUGAUUUGUUUUGUUUGCUGAUAGAAAUGUAAACUUGUUAAAAUCAGCUAAAUUUAGCAUUGUGAUUUUGCUGUU